AUGGUCAACUUGAUUUUAAACCAAGACGAUGCGCAAUGGAAUCAGGCCUAUGCAGCAGUCAAAUCGGACCCAGAUAAUCUCGACUAUUGGGAACGCUUGAUUGAGCAUACAGAGCGCGUCCAAACCAAAGCUUCGCAAGAGGUCCUGCAUUAUCUUCGCUCCAAACAACAAUCUGAAAAACAAAAAAAUCAUACCCCUGCUUUUAUGCAGAUAUACACUACCAUAAAAAGUACAUCCCGUGAAGUCUAUGACAAAUUUCUUGAGCGUUUCCCGUUACUGUUUGCUUACUGGAGCAAGUACGUGGCGUUAGAAGUCGGGUUCACUGAAGAACACAAACUUACAGAAAGCACAACAACAUCUGACAACAACAACAACACUGACAAAUCCGAAUGGUGGAACCCUCUUCUUAACGUUUCUGCCACUGCCUUGGCUGUUCACGAGCGUGCAGUUGCUGCCUUCCCCAUGUCGAUCGACCUGUGGUCGGCCUAUACUACAUUUCUGGUCGAAGGCUUGACUGUAGAUGACACAUCCACAUCCACAUCCACAUCCAAAAACACUGAACGAAAAAAACAAAUUGACACCGUACAUUCCGUUUUUGAACGUGCAGCUGCUGUAAUUGGCCGCGACUUUAUGUCGCACGUUUUUUGGGACGAGUACUUGGCCUUUGAGGUAUCACAUUCACCCGAUAAUAUACCCAAAUCAUCUCUCAAGAUCCUCUCACGAAUUGUGCGUCUGCCACUUCAUCAGUAUGCUCGUUAUUAUGAACAAUUCAGUGAAGAACUUUCUAGCUUUUUAAGUUCCCUUUAUGAUGAUUUGGAUACUGCUCCUGUCGAUGAAAAAACUGCAUUACUUGUAUUACGACCUAUGGAAGUUGCUUACCUGAAGGAAAAGGCUACCAAAAAAAUUAUAACACCACAAGCCAUUCUCGAUUACUUUGCAAACAUUAUUUUUGCACGAACACAACAAGGAACUACUGACCGUUGGGCUUAUGAGUCACUUAUUUCGCGUUCGUACUUCCAUGUAGUAGAGCUCGAACCCGACCAACUUGAAAACUGGCAGUCAUAUCUCACCUGGGCUGAAAAUGAGUACCAGAGAAUACUGAAAUUGUUCACAAAUUCCAGAAAUAAUGACGGCUCCCUUGAACAAGAAGAGCUGUAUUGGAAAGAAUGCAUUACUGAGGAUGUUGUCGAGGAUGCUUUGGAACAGGCCCGUACACUUUAUGAGCGUGCUUUAAUCCCAUGUGCUCUUUAUGACUCUAUAUGGCUACGUUACGUGCGCUGGCUUUACUCACUGGCUCGAGCUUAUGCGCAACCAGAGGGGAAAUUCAAGGAACAAAGUCAACAACUUUAUGAAGACACUCGCAACGUGUAUCGACGUGCAUCUAACAUUUAUGUCCCUGUCACAAGACCAUUUAUUCGAUUCCAAUACUCAAUGUUUGAAGAAUCACUUGGAGAAAUAGUUCGUGCGCGUGAUAUCUUACAAGCCAUGCAAGAAGAAGCUUGCGAGGGUAUGACACUUGCAGCCACAUACAAUGAAGACAAGACAGCAUCGUUAUUGCGAGAAAAAAUUAAAAAGAAAGAACGAGUUGAGCGGGCGCGUCCAUGGAAAGAUGCAUCACUCAAACGAACGCUGAAAAAUGUUGACUUUACAGAACCCUUUUUCUAUAGGAUAGAGCUUGAAAAGCGUGCUGGUGGUAUCGGAAGUGCUCUGAGGUAUGUCCAGUUUCUGCUUGGCGACGAAAACGACCAAGAGCUUGAGAAUUUACUUGGGGAAACAAAUCUCUCAACAGAAACAGAAGGAAUACUUCUCAAACUGAGCAAGCCUAUAUCAGAUUAUCCAGAGAUUGUUACAUUCCUGGUGGCCACUAAGGCUCUACUUGUGGCCCACCUUUACAACCAUUCCAAGCAUCCAGCUGGCCGGUUGCAAUUAUUUGCUCAAAGCGUUGCACUUGCCCGCAAGUACUUUCAAGAUCAUAUCAUUGCGGCCAAGACUGCCUCUUCUUCUGCUGCUCCAUCACUAAACAGUGUAGGGGCUGCUGGGUUUGGGUUGCUCUCUACACUCCCUCACUUUUGGGUUUCGUACUUUGAGUUUGAACUUUUCGUGGUUAAGAAAAUAAACCGGCUGUCGCUUGAAUCUUUGCGGGCUCUAGAAAAUGACACGUUUGACUUAUCUACAAAACGUAAAAACCCUUCCACUUCCCAUAAGACUAAACGUAAGGUUGUGGACGAAGACGAUUUGGAUGCAUAUGCACUGGUGGUCAAAACAAUCCAAACCUAUAUGGAUCCUUUGGUAGACUUGCUAUUGAGCAAGGUUGGCAUUCCUCCUACUACAAUUAACGAUUUGGUAAGAACAUAUGUGGAUGAUGUACUUAUGGGAACUAUUGGACGACGUUUCCGAGUUCAGGAAACAAGCACCGAGAGUGUGUUAACACGACUCAUUAAACGUGCUCGUAUUCCAGUUGAUUCUCAAGCUACGCCAAUAAAAGAAAUGCUUCGCUUGGGUCCACAAAGCGGCACUUUGAGUGGAAGCAAUAAUGUCGCAGUUUCAAGUAGUAGUGCUGUUAUUGCUGCAACAAGUUUACCGAAACAAAACUACGCACUGUGGCCUGCUGCUAGAGCUGCUGAGCUUGAGACAGAACUUACUGGUCCGCUCAUCGUACGGACAAAACUUCUUGCAAAACUUGCAGAUGAUGGCAACCCAGAUACAACUCGAAAGCGGUUACGUAGUCAAGGUCAAGAGGUUUUUGUUUAG
Molecule: messenger RNA, 2751 nt
Organism: Magnusiomyces paraingens
Lineage: Eukaryota; Fungi; Ascomycota; Dipodascomycetes; Dipodascales; Dipodascaceae
Exons: 1
Coding region: 1-2751 (916 amino acids)
Biological process (GO): mRNA 5'-splice site recognition; RNA processing
Cellular component (GO): commitment complex; U1 snRNP; U2-type prespliceosome
Molecular function (GO): protein binding
Source: RefSeq, a predicted model, not a curated record